AUGUCGUACGGAGUGGCUCGGGGGCCGCCAUGCUGUACGGCAGCUGCUGCCCAGCGCCGCGCUUCCGUCGUCACGACGGCGGUUUGGCGCCAAGCGCAGGCGCGGCGGUUGGGUUUAAAUAGUGGAGCGGCGGCGGCUCUGCCCCGGCGCAGCGGAGGAGCCCUGGGGGAGCGGGGAGCCCCGCCGGCGGCAGCGGGCUUGAGGGCCGAGUUCGGAGCGGGAGGUGAGAGCGGCUGCGGGUGGGUCUCGGCGGGGAUAGGCCGCGUCGGUGGAGCGCGGGAAGGGCCUGAGGCGACGGCCGUGGCCUGUCGGUGGGGCGGAUCCUGCGCGGCAACGAGCCGGGAGGGGAGGAGAGCCUUCCCGCAGAGCUGCAACAACACGGAGCACGUCAGAAGGAAGCAGCUGUCCUCUAUUUUAAAGGCUCCACGAAAUCCUCUUGAUGACCUGGGAAAUGGGAAUGAAUUGACACAGGGGGUCAGCACAGAGAAACGCAGUAGGACCUCGCGCCGAGUCAGCUUUGCCAACACCAUCAACUGCAGAGUCUUUGAGCGAGAUCUCAAGAAUAACACAGAAGGUGGCACAGGGGGUGCAGCAGAUGCAGAGAAUGAUGUCCUGCCUCAUCAAUCUGAAGAACCUGGAGCUGCUUCAUGUGAGAUCACUGGGAUGAACACUUUGCUUCAUGCCCCAAUCCAGGCACUGGUGCAGCAGACUGAGGCUCAGGAUGGGGACAGCAGCAUUCACAGAGCAAACAGGCAGGACACCACCCUGCUCCUUCCAGAGGAUAGCACGAUGGACAUGACAGCAUGUCACACAGCAGUGAUUGCCCAGGACCUGGGAAGCAGCCAGGCUGAGCAGCCCGAGAUGGACAUCACCUCACUGCCGCCUGGGGGCGACCGCAAGGAGGCAAAGGCGGAAGCCCGCGCUCGAGUUCGCUUCUCUGACCUUCCCACCCUGUCCUGUCCAGAUGAUGGCCAGCAGGAAGAUGCUACUGCUGUAAAAAAAAUUAGUUUCACUGAAUUUUUCAUGAGCUUUAAGUCAAAGAGGACACUCAGGUCUGCUGAGGGCCCUCAGUCCACCUUUUUCCCCCCUUCUCAAGCCUCAGAAGAUGCAGCACAGUCCUCAAGGGAAUUUGUGUGUUCCCAUGAGCAGCUGGAUAACUGUGAUGUGACCAGGGUCUUUGGAGAGCAAGAUGAUGGGAUGGAGGUGACAAAAUGCCAGGCCUCUGCUAUUAGAGCUGUGUUCCCUGCUCCGUGUGAAGCUCCAGCACAGCAGCUCCCCUGCGCAGAGGUCACCAGCGUGUUUGCAGACAAUGAGAUGGACAUGACAAGCAGCCACACUGUAAAAGUGUCUUUUCCCUUCACUGUUGGGAAUCAAAAUCUGAACUUCCCAAAGGAUUCCCCACCCCCAGAGGCAGGUAAUUCUAUGUUCAAGAGAGCAUCCAAUCAGCAUUUAACUGCUCAGCAUGAGCAGCUCUGUGCAGACAGGAAAGUGGCAAACGCUGAAGACAGACAAGAUCCUGCAGCACUGCAGGCUGCUAGACAAGAGGCCAGAGGGAUGGCUGCCAUCCCAGGAUCCAUUUCCUCUGAGACUGUCUUCCGAGGGGGACCUCCUCCUGUGUGUGAAGACAUGAAGAUUACUGGGGAUUACACAGGAGUGAUCUCUGCUGACCCGAGCGGCUCCCGCCGCCAGACCUCGGAGCAGCCAGCGAGCAGGUGCCCAGCACAUGGUGACAGGGCUGCCCCAGGGAGUCAGACAGCUUCAGACAGCCCAGCUCCUGGGCCCUGUAAACCCCUUGAGCUGUCUUCAGGCUCAGAUGGACGACUGGAGAGGGUGACCCAAGGUCACAGCACCGCUCCAGGGAAUGCUUGGCUUGACUCCCGCAGAAGUUCAGUGUCUGCUGGUGCUCCUCAGAGCAGGCUGCAGCCCAGGCUGAGCUCUUGCCUUGUCUCUCUGCCCACUGAGAAGACACUGAUACUCUCUGAAGAUACAGACUUGACUAAAACCUCUGCUGUCAGGGGUGAUGGAAGAGAUGCUGAAAAUGAAUCUCCUGUUGGAGUGCUCACUUCUGUCACCUGCAAACCUCAGUUUAUUGCUGACAGAGCUACAUCUCCCAGUUUAAAUGAGCAGGAAGAAAUGGAAAUGAUUAAAUGCCAUGUUGUCAGUGAUGAGCAGUGUAACAGGGUAACUACAGGAGGAAAAGAAAUGCAUUGUGAGAUAAUUCCAAGAAAGAACCAGAACAAAACUGUCAGUGAAGGUGCAAGUCCUUUGGAUGUGGACAAGGAGAAUGUUGAGGUGCUUGGUGUUGAUGGGAGCCUCAGAAGAAGCCAGGCUGUGGAAAUCAGGGCUAAAGGGCUUGAAGUGAUGAAGGCUGAUAAGCUUUGGAGAACAAACUUCCAGGCAAGUGGUCCAAGUUCCUCUGCAAAGAGUGUGUGCUCAUUGCAAGAGCAAAGGAGAGAAGUCCCUGAGAAUGCUGUCACCAGCACCUCUGGGUCUGUGUCCUUGCAAAGUCAAAAAGUUAUGUCACAGCCUUUGGGAAGAAGCCUUCUGGAGGCUUCAGUUUCUAAAGGCACCAUGAGUGGCUUCAAAGCUCUGCCCUGUGCAGGUGAGAAAGCCACCACCUUCUCAGCAGAUGCUGACAUGGACAUCACCAGGAGCCAUCCAGUUCCAGCAGACUACAGGAGGGUCUUGCAGCACAGAAGUGCAGAUGAGGACUCACCCUUACCUUCUGGAGAUCAGACUUGUGUGUUUACCUACAGUGAUGACAUGGAAAUGACUGCACUCAGUGCUGUUGAUGAACCUAUGGAAAAGGCUGUGCCCCAGGGGAUGCUUACCCUGGCCAGAAGGACAAGGAGGAAAAGCUUGAAGAAAGCAGCAGGGGAGGAAACAGUUUGUUUCUCACUGGAUGAUGAGAACAAUGACAUGGACAUCACCCAGAGCCACACCGCUGCAAUAGGCCAUGAGAUUCUCUCCCAAAACAAGGGAGGGCUUUGCUCUGUCUCUUCAGCUGGUGCUGUUAACCCCAUCCUGUUCCCAGGCAGCCAGGCUUGCUCUGGUGCUCCAAGCACCAGCCAUCUUUGUGCUGACAACCCCAGCCUGGCUCAGGAGGCUGGCCAGCAGGCACGUCCCAGCAGUGAAGCUACUGUGUUAGCUGUGGACAGCAAAGAAAUCACCACAGCCCUUAACCUAACUGUGGAAGAAAAUGCCCUGCCAAGUGCACAGCCUUUGACUUCCUCCACCAUCGUGUUUCAGAGUUUCCAGGCUGACAUGAGGAUGACCCAGUCUCACUCUCUUGGGCAAAGUAUCAGGAGAGCCUUUUGUCAGGACAGAGCCCAGCUGGCCAAGCAGGAGGCUGUUCCAGGUAGCAGGACCAUCAUUUUUUCUUCAGCUGAGGACAUGGAGAUCACCAGAACUCACACAGGUGUGCUCAGGGGUAGUGUGGGUGUCCAGGUCAGAGAAUCCACUCCAGCCACUUCUGCAGUUCCUGCUGAUAAAACCCUUGUGUUUGCCCACAACCAGGAUGACAUGGAAAUAACCACCUCCCACACCACUGCUGUUAGCAACAUUCCUGCCUCUGAGAACCAACCAGCGUCACAUCAACGCACCCAGCAGCCAGACUGGCAUCAUGGGGUGUGGGGUUCUUGCAGAGAUAAAAGAGAUUCCUCACACAAAGACCCAGAUGGUGAAUAUCACCCAGACUCCAAGCUUGAGCCCAGCACUCCUGCUUCAUCAGCCUCAGCAUUUCCUGCUGAGAAGGGAGCUGCCCAGGUCCCCAGGGGCACAACAGCAGAUUCUGUCUGUUCUGCCUCCCUUCCAGAAGAGGCUGUGGUUGUGCAGGCACCCCAGGAUCCUCCCCCUCCUGUGGAUAACCCUGCCCCUGGAAGCUCACAGCAGGAUCUCAUACCCCAAGAAAGCCUGAAAUCAAAGGAAUUGUCUUUCAGGCUUCCAGGUAACAAGCCUGUGGAUCACAGUGAAGAAAGUGGUGAUUUGGUAUCUCGCAUUGCACCUCCCCUUCAGCAGCCACAGCCUCUGGUGGCUUCUCCAGAUGCAUGUAGCACUCAGGGAAACCAAGUGCUGAAAGGUUAUUUAUCUCAACAUGAGGAUUUGGCUGCAGAUUCAGGCAUGGCUGGAGGUCCAGCUUCCAACAAGGAAUCACAGGAAGAUGAGGGGCUGUCAGCUGGAGGGGAGGCACCUCCAGAAGAUGUUUGCAUCAGCUUGGAGCACACUAAGCAGCUUCUGGUGAGUGACAGCUCUAGAGACCCAACAGAGCCUACCCUUGCACCUGAGUUAUCAGGCAUCUUAAAUAUUUGUUCCAAGCUGGAAAGCAUUAGAAGGAAAUCCACAGUUCUCUCAGUUUCUGAAACAGCUCUUGCUGACCAGUUGCCCAAACCAUCAGUCCAGCCAGAGGAUACCCUGAGGCUGGGAAAAAAUCUGGUGAAGGAACCAAAUCAUUUGCUCUGCACCGGAGAGCAGGAGGAGAGGUGUCGCGAGCCUGGAGCUGCUCCCAGGGAUGCAAGCACAGGCAUGGCACCCCAGGAUCAAUACCAGGGAGUAAAGGUGUCUCUGGGUAUCUUCCAGCCUAAGUUACCCAACAGAAGAGCUUCUGUCUCUAGUGUGCAGGACACAAAUGCAAAGUCCUCUGCAGACAAAGGAGAAGCAGCAGCAGCCUCAGACACGUGUGUGAGGAGCAGUGAGAGCCCCGGCAAGCCUGGCAGGCAGAACUUCAGCCCUUCCCGGUUUGUAGCAGAAGAGUUUCUUCCUGUCUACCUGGAAGAGAUGGAUCCAAAUGAAUCUGUAAGCUGUGAACUCAUGGAAAGUGCCUGCAGUGAGAGAAGCAAAAACCCAGUCCCCCACAAUGAAAAGAGUCCAUUUGAGAAGACAAAAACUUGCAGUAAACCAAAAAGAGCUUUGGAACAAGAUGAGGAAGACCUUCAAAGCCCAAAGAAGGUCAAGAGUGAUGAAAACUUGCAUGCUGAGGCCUCCUCAGACUUGCAGGUUACUUCAGGUGCUGUGUCUCAAAGCCAAGCAGAAGUUCACAAAGGCGAAGAUCCUCCAACCCUAUCAGCUCAAAGCCUGGACUGCACUCAUGCCAGCACCAGCAGCUCCCUGGAUUCUGUCAAGGCUGAUGCAGAAUUAACAAUUCAGCGGAGCAGCCAGGUGGAGUCUCAGCUUCUCAUCUGCGAAGACAACUUGAGGGAGAAAUUCCAGAGUGGUCUCAUCACAGUUGGGGAGUUCCUGACUCUUCUUCAGGUCCACAUUCCAAUUCAGAGGCCCCGGCACAGCCACAUCCCAUCCAGUGGUGCAGUCAGUGCCCCACCCACACCAGAGGACCUCCUCUACUGCCAGUACAUUCUUCGGCCCAGGCUGCACGUUUAUGAGGAGGAUUGCCAAGCCCUUGCUCAGAAGAUAGAGGAGUUAAAAUUGCAUGUGAGUGUUCAGGAUCAGCUCCUGGUGAACUUCAACAGGACUCUGUGGGAAGUCAUGAGAACCUGCUCUGAUGAAGAGCUGAAGAAGUUUGGUGCAGAACUGAACCAAAUGAAGUCCUAUUUCACCAAGGAGAGUAAAAUCCUGGCUCACAAAGAGAAAGCAGAACUGUACAGCAAGCUGCUGCAGUGUGUGCAGGAACAGCAGGGAAAGAUACAGUCCAGAGCAGAGGAGCUGGAGAAGCUGCUGAAGGAGGCAGAGAGCUGCCUUGGUGCUCCAGGAGCAGAUUCUGCCUGGGAAGAAUGGGAAGCAGAGUGCAGUGAUGAAAUGCCUGGAGUGAGUUGCCUGGAGAGAGAACUGGAAAGCAUCAAAUCCCAAGAGGAGGAACUUCAAAGAGAGCUCUCAGAUCUGGAGGCUGAGAACGAGCAGAUGCUGGUGAGGAUGGAGCAGCUGAAGGAGGAAGAAAAGCACUACCGGGAGCUCCUGGAGCACUCUGAACCCACUGAGUGGGACCUGAUUGAGUGGAAUGAACAGCAGGGAGUCUUCAGCUUUCUUUAUGACUCUAUUGAACUCACAGUGGUCUUUGAACCCCCAAGAGAUGGUGAUGAAUUUGGUACAGAUCCUUCCCGGAAGAUCCUUAGCCUGGGCUUUGAGUCUCUCUUGGAUGAAGCAGCAGCUCCCCCCUCCUCUCAUUUAGUCCACAGGCUCAUCUUCCAGUUCAUUGCUAGCCAGGGAUGCUGGCAAGAAAAGUCUCCCACACUGGACCACCUGCCCCAGGGUCUUCGUGAGCUCUCUUCAGUGGUGAGCAACUGCAGGAUCCUGGGAGAUGAGGUUGAGUUUCUGGAGAGAUGGGGUGGAAAAUUUAAACUUCUGAAGACAGAUAUCAGUGACACAAACCUGACGCUGGUGUUCUCCUCAGCUGCUGCUUUUGCCAAGUUCCAGCUCACCCUGUCCCUGAGCGCCAGCUACCCUAACGCUCCUCUGCCUUUCACAGUCCAAAAGCUCAUUGGCAAUGUUGGGGAGGAGGAGGUUUCUGCUGUCCUCUCCACUGUACCAGUUGGUCUCAACUACCUGCGGCGAAUAGUCAGCUCUCUUCACCAGGACUUGCUGCAGGGGCCCAGCUGAUGGAGCAGCCUCUCUGCAGGG
Messenger RNA from Dryobates pubescens (Downy woodpecker), 6567 nucleotides. It is a transcript of the gene KNL1, whose product is annotated as kinetochore scaffold 1. Bases 1 to 6546 code for a protein of 2181 amino acids. The transcript has 25 exons. Gene Ontology annotation, cellular component: nucleus. Gene Ontology annotation, biological process: protein localization to kinetochore; attachment of spindle microtubules to kinetochore; cell division. The record is from RefSeq and is a predicted model, not a curated record. NCBI's taxonomy places the organism in Eukaryota, Metazoa, Chordata, Aves, Piciformes, Picidae.